This is a messenger RNA of Dentiscutata erythropus, 320 nucleotides long. The record is from the annotation of a GenBank genome assembly. NCBI's taxonomy places the organism in Eukaryota, Fungi, Glomeromycota, Glomeromycetes, Diversisporales, Gigasporaceae.
AAAAAAUUAUGAUGGUGUUAAAAGGAAAAUGGAAAGGUAUCCGAUUAUUUUUUGAUGAACCAAAAAAUCCCGAAGAUCCCGAAAGAUUAGCAAGAUUUAUUAGUAAUGAUGAUUGGCAUCCUUCAAGACGUACAAUUUAUCGUAUCAUGAAAGCUCAAAGAAAUCAAAUACCACAAAUAGAAUGGUGGAUUGAAUUAUUUCCAAAGUAUAAAGAAUACUUUGAACUUCAAUUUAAUGAUGAAUUAAUAAGGAAAAUAUUAAAUGAAAAAUAUGAAGCGAGACAAGAGAAACGUAAAAAUAAUUUAAAGUCGUCUUCAUAA